Linum trigynum is the source of this 568-nucleotide messenger RNA. Lineage: Eukaryota; Viridiplantae; Streptophyta; Magnoliopsida; Malpighiales; Linaceae. The record is from the annotation of a GenBank genome assembly.
CCACCAAUCUUGAACCUGAAAAAAGGCGGUGAGAUCAUCAUUUCAUCGCUCAUAAUGAGGCAUUUCCUUAACUGCACACAUCCUGCAGCUGAAUUUCUUGUGCUACUACUAAUCGUCACCGUAGUCGCCGCCGGGUAUUUGGCAGGUUCAACUGGAGCUGACAUCUGCGGCACCGGUAAGUCGACUGAUCCGGAUCCGACGACGUUUGCUGGUUACGUAGAUUAUGUCCUUGACGAUCUAGUGCAAAAUACGGCCUCGUCUCCUUACGGCGACAAUAAAGGGGCUAUCUACUAUGAAAAAUUCUAUCCGGACAUCAGUCCCGGCGCCGCUCGAGGCAACUCCAUUUGUCAUGGUAAAGGUAGUGAUUGCCAGAAAUGUCUUUCUGAUAUUCUCAAGUAUUUGAAGCCAUGUGACGCCUUUACUACAGGAUCAGCUCAAUAUGCAGGGUGCAGUAUGCAGUUCCAGCAAUAUUAAUGACGUAUGUACCAAUGAGUGUAUUUGGCUAAGUACACAUACUUUGAUGUUGUGCUUGUCUCUUGAAUCAUAACAAUAAAGAUAAAUAAUCAUU